Molecule: messenger RNA, 1121 nt
Organism: Papaver somniferum (opium poppy)
Lineage: Eukaryota; Viridiplantae; Streptophyta; Magnoliopsida; Ranunculales; Papaveraceae
Product: ribosomal protein S7, mitochondrial-like
Exons: 3
Coding region: 145-858 (237 amino acids)
Biological process (GO): ribosomal small subunit assembly; translation
Cellular component (GO): ribosome; mitochondrial small ribosomal subunit
Molecular function (GO): structural constituent of ribosome; mRNA binding; rRNA binding
Source: RefSeq, a predicted model, not a curated record
GUAUAAGGCUCGCAUGAGUAAGGCAGCCUUUUAAGUGAGAAUAACUACAUAAAGAAUUUCUCUGUUUCUGGAUCUCACUCCAAUUCGAUUUGGGGGAAUUGACGCCAGUUUAAUUAUUAAUUGGCUUUCAAGGUGUUUGUCAAAAUGGCUAGGAGAAUAUUGAAUGAAGCAAUGUGUAAAAUGGUGAAUGGGCAGAGGAGAAUUGGAGCUACAGUCACUUUGCAACCUGUAUCUGGUCUAAUGUCAUCAUUUUUCAACCGAGGAAGAUCUUUCGUUUCUACUCCAAUUGACGUUUUGGAUCAGGAGGAAGCCAUAGAACCAGGAUUGUUGGCAGGGAAGGAUGGACAUUCAGGGUUGCCCAAUAAAAAGAAAUCGGCCUCGUCGUCCAAGUGCUCGGAAAUUCUUAGCUAUAUGGGAGGUUUGGAUGGUGACCAGAACCAAUUGAUCAAGAAGUUGGUUAACUUUAGGAUGAAAGAGGGUCAAAGAACAAAAUCUCGUGCUGUUCUUUAUCAAACUUUCCGUCGCCUAGCUCGAACGGAACGCGAUGCAAUCAAACUGCUGGUUGACGCCGUAGAGAAUGUCAAGCCUAUAUGCGAAGUCAAGAAAGUUGGGGUAGCAGGUAGUCUUUAUGAUGUCCCAGGGAUUGUAUCUAGGGAUCGUCAGCAAACUUUAGCCAUUCGCUGGAUUCUUGGAGAAGCAGGUUCCAAGAAAGGAAGCAAGAAGGCUAGCACCGAGGAAUCUCUUUCUGCUGAGAUACUGAAUGCUUACCGAAAGAGGGGAGGUGCACGUAAGAAAAGGGAGACACUUCAUGGACUUGCUUCAAGCCACCGAGGUUUCGCACAUUUCAGAUGGUGGUAAAACAUCAAAUUCCCCAGUUUUUCGUUGGUCGUUUUUGUGAGUUUUGUUCUUCAACUGUUCAAUCUAGUUUUCGUGAGUGCUUCAAUUAGUGUUCCAUUGACGUGAGGAUGAUCACUGUGAGUUCAACAAUAAAACUGCAGCGCUUGAUCUUUUGAACUCUGUGCUUUCCUUUUCCCAUUUGAGGUAAAAAUGGGUUUUACAUUUAUAUUGGUUUUGUAUAACUCCUAAUAUUCAACUGCUUUUCUUGUAGUUCUGUUUUUCUA